Molecule: messenger RNA, 2300 nt
Organism: Exophiala oligosperma
Lineage: Eukaryota; Fungi; Ascomycota; Eurotiomycetes; Chaetothyriales; Herpotrichiellaceae
Exons: 2
Coding region: 162-2060 (632 amino acids)
Source: RefSeq, a predicted model, not a curated record
AUCUCUUCGCGGUGUGGUUCCAUCUCCUCUACUGUUUUUUUCUUCUCCCAGUCUCUCGUUGACACCCAAGUCAUUCGUUACCAAACACAAAAGUCUUUCGCUACCACUCUGUCUCGUUCACAUACACAGCCAAACUUAUUGUCAUACCAUACACCACCACCAUGAAGUCCACAUUGACUGCUGGGCUCGUGGCCUCUGUCCUUCUCCUGCAGCAGGCUGCGGCUUCGGGCGGCUGGGGUGAUGCACCAAGCUUUUCCAGUCCUUCCAACUGCAACAACACCUGUACUCCUGACCAGGAAGGCGGGUUCAACUGGUCCGGUCUACCCACAGGUGGAUUCAGCAACUAUGGUGGGUUCGGCUUCAGCGGGUUCACUUGUCAAGACUCGUUUCAGGGAAACAGAAAGAGGUCUCUCGAGACUCGCUCGGACUUUCAGCCCAAAUGCAUCCAAGGCAGCGUGGGCAAGUCCACGAGUGGUGGACCGAGCUUCUCCUGUGGCCAAGACGAUGCCUUCUCCAUCAGCCACAUGCAAGUCUCUGUCUCCUAUGACACCGACUUGGACUUCAUCUUCUCUAUGCCCGAUGGAUCAACUUGUAAGCACACUGCUUCGUGCAAGGCUUCAGGUUCAACCAUCGAGAACUCUCAAUGCGGUGGUGCCAAGUCGGUCACCUUCAACCUUCCCCCCAGCAGUGGAAAGAGCUCUUGCGACGUCGGUAUUCAUUCGAUCGGAUUCAACUGCAACAGCCCUCCUCCACCGCCUGCGACCAGCUCGACUACACCGGUCUUCUCAACUACCUCUCCUGUAGUAGAGACAACAUCAACCACGAAGCCUUGGGUGUGGACCACCACUCCUACAACCACUCCUACAACCACUCCCACCAUUCCGACCACCACAACCACUCCCGCUAUUCCGACCACAACGACCAUUCCUGUAAUCCAGACCACAACAACCACUCCAGGCAAGGAGACGCCGUCCACCACCUCCUCCUCCUCGACAACAACGACUCCGGGCUGGGGCUUCACGACCACCACAACCCCAGGAAAGGAGAUUCCCACCACUUCUAGCACUACCACGCCUGAAGUGGUUCCAACCACUACGACCACCCCUGCUGAGGUCCCAACAACAACCACACCUAGAAAGGAAAUCCCCACAACAACCACGACCACACCAGGAAAGCAAUUGCCACCCACUACCCUCUCAACCACGGUAUUUUCCACGACUUCUCCGUCGACCACACCAGGUAAACAAUUGCCGCCCACCACCCUCUCAACCUCUUUUUCGUCAACAUCGGCUGCUCCACCCCCGCCCGGGUCAUCUGCUCCUUGUCCACCUGUCCUCCCUAGCUGUUUGAACACCUGGCUCAGCCUGGUCCCCAAGUGCUCCUCCAACAGCGACACCAAAUGCUUCUGCCCGUCUCCAGAAUUCAUCUCCUCGGUCCAAGAAUGUGUCUCGGCCUGGUCGGGAAGCGACUCUGAGAUCUCGUCUGCCCUGUCCUACCUCGCUGGUAUCUGCGCCGACUUUGUCCCUCAGAACCCAGGUAUCUGCACCGGUAUCCCGACUGGCAUCACGCUGAUCCCCUCCGUCACGCCCGUCACAACCACCCAGACCAACGGUAUCGGUCGUGGCUCUCGACCCGCAGGGCCAACUCCUGCUCCAGUGACCACGCUCACCUUCACGGUGACCAAGAGUGAAGGAGGCGCUGUCACGACGACCGUCGCGGUGCCGGCCGUGAGCUUUGUCACUGCCACCGAGACAGGUCCCCAAGGUGGAGGAGUCGGCCUCGUCCCCUGGGGAAGCCCUGCGACUCCUACUCCUGUUUCUUCUGGAAACGGAUCAGGUGCGCCGGCUCCGGCAGGUGGAUGCUCGGGUAACGAAUGCCCUGCCCCCGCUGCCCCGGCUCCAGCGAGCAGCACCCGCGUGGCUGCAGGACAGACCUUUGCGGUUCCAUCUGCAUCGGGCACCACGGCUGGGGUUGCCCCCGCUCAAUUCACUGGUGCGGCAGGCAAGACUGAACUCGGUAUGCUGGCUGGAGCGUUGGCCAUCGUUGCGUUCUUUGCUUAGAGGACGGACUUUUGGUUCAAGACGCCAUUCGCCUAGUGUCAUGCGGAUCUGCAAUGGAAAGUGAAGAGAGAAUAUGGGAGGAUUGUUAUAACUUAAUUGUAUUAUUUUCCUUUGAAGAAAACGAUGGUUUGAGGAAAAGUGUCGACAAGAAAAACCACUAAAAAAAGAAGACUCAAAUGAUGGAAUGAUGUGCAAGAAAUCUGGCAACUUAUCAGAACAGAAACAUGGCAUAACAUAGCA